AUGGCGGACUCCCAGCUCCAGUGCCUGGAGGACGGCAGCGUCCGCGCCCACGUCCCGGAGUCCAGACCCGAGUUCUACUACAGCGAGGAGCAGCGCGUGGCCAUCGAGGAGCUCCUGAAGAACGGCGACGGCGCCUUCAAAACGCGCCUCAAACAGGACGACGCCAAAGACUUCCUAUCGGCCAGAGAGGUCAAGCUGCUGACGACCACCUUCCGGCUCUACAGCGACCAGGACCGCGGGGGCGGCGGCUCCGAGGGCGCGCCCGCCGGCAGCGAGCGGGACUCGGGGGUCCACUCCACGUACUGGCCGCACAUGUCCGACACCGCGGUGCCGCCGCUGGACAUGGGCUGGCCCAGCGGGGGGGCGUACAGGGGCGUGACGCGCGUGAGCGUGCACACGCACCCGCCCAAGGACAACGGGCCCCACAUCAAGGAGGUGGUGCGUCGGCUCAUCCAGGAGGCCAGUAAGGUCAUAGCCAUCGUCAUGGACAUGCUCACGGACCUCCACAUCCUGCAGGACCUGAUGGACGCUGCCUGGCGCCGCUCGGUGCCCGUCUACAUCCUGCUGGACCAGCAAGGGGUGCCGCACUUCCUGGACAUGUGCCAGAGGCUGCAGAUCGGCUCCCAGCACCUGCGGAACAUCAGAACCAGAACUCUGCAGGGACUCGGGUUCAGCCUGUCCUUUGGCAGACUGCCCGGUGCGCUCUGUGCCAAGUACAUGCUGGUGGACGGGGACAAAGUCGUGUUUGGCUCCUACAGCUUCUCGUGGUCCACGUCCCGUAUGGACCGGAACAUGAUCACGGUGAUGACGGGGCAGGUGGUCGACUUCUUUGACCAGGACUUCCGUGAGCUUUACGCCGUCUCCGAGGACCUGAACCUCUACAAGGAGCUCCACGUCAGCCGUCCUGCCGACAAGGUCCUCACGCGCUCCAGGGCCGAGUCCAAACGCCCGGCGCUGCCGGCAACCACGUCCCGCUUCCAGGUCAGCCUGGGGGACGCAAAGAACCCAAACAUCCAGGUGCCCGCGCACAAAUACUACAACCCCAAGUACCUGCUGGCGCUGGGGGAGGUGCCUCGUCCUCCCGGGUCUCUGCAGGCGCCAGGGCCCAAGCGGGCUUCAGUAAAGGUUCCCGUCCUCGACGAGCUUGACGACAUGGACCUGGGCGGUCCCCGCCUGGCCAGCAGUGAGAGGAUGGGCCAGCCGGGUGCGGCGCCCCCCGAGGCCCCGAGCGAACUGCUCCAGAGCCCCAACGGGGCCGCACAAGGCAAGAAGGGCUCAAAAUGGAGGUUUAACAUCUUCAAAGACAAAGCGUCAAAGAAGCCUUCAGUGAAGAGUUCGUCCCCUUCGACGGCAGAAACCAGCCAGAACGACGACGAGGACGACUUAAAGGUGAUCAUAAGAGCUCCGUCCAAAAGGUACAACAAGCAGUCCAAACUGGGCCGGAGGACGGAGUCCAAGCAGAGCGUCAGCGAGGGUCUUCAGAGUCGACGCCAAAAUAGCCAAGCGUGUAAACAGUCCUGAGGCGACUGUGUCAGUUUCUCUCUCAGUCAUAAAAGCAACUGGAAACCACCUUCAGCCCAAAGACUUAAUGAAUGUACAGUCGCUGUCUGGUGCCACAGGAAAAUUAAAACACAUCGUAGGUCAGUGGUGGGAUGCAGAGCAAUUUAUGAGCUUCUGCUCUACUCUGAACUCGUUGGGCUCCGGGUGUUGGUGGUGCCUUCACUGCUGGACAUUAAUACAGAGCUGUAUCGUUUAAUGUAAUGUAAGUAUUGACACAACAUGGGAAGGAAUUUUGUGCGCGCGCCCCCUGCUGGAUUAUUUAACUACAGCACUUUAAGAGUUGUCACAUUGGACAUAAACGAGUAGACAAAGAUUUUCCUGAUGAGGCGUCAUUUGUUGACCUGAAAAUCUAACUAAACCAGAUCAGGACGCGCUCACAGCGAGGUUUCAAGGGAAAUCUGACUUCUUGAUGCUCCCUUUGUUUUGUAUCCACACAGUCACCACUCGUUCAGCAGAGUGGGCGACUGUGUGGAUCCAGAGAGCGUCUGCAAACAUCAUUUUGUUCUUAUGUCCAACAAAUUCUUGGCAACAUUUUCAAAAGUCAGUAUUUACUUUAGUAAUAGUUUUGGGGACUUUUUGUUCAUUGUUCAACUUUUGUUCAAAAGUGCAAUUGUUCAUUGCACUUUUAUUUGCUAAAAGCAGUACGUGCCAUAAAUGAUUUACAUGUGUUCUUCCUCUGCGACGGUGGUUUCAAUAAAUGCCAUCAGGACAAGA
This is a messenger RNA of Betta splendens (Siamese fighting fish), 2274 nucleotides long. RefSeq names its product family with sequence similarity 83 member Fb (gene sack1fb). Bases 1 to 1521 code for a protein of 506 amino acids. The record is from RefSeq and is a predicted model, not a curated record. The transcript has 5 exons. NCBI's taxonomy places the organism in Eukaryota, Metazoa, Chordata, Actinopteri, Anabantiformes, Osphronemidae.